AUUGAAAAUAGGCAGAUGAAAGUGAGCAUUGUCGAAGAGAUAAAGGUGAGUGUGAGCAUUGUUGAUAAGAUGAAGGUGAGCAUAAGCAUUGUUAAUGAGAUGAAGAUGAGUAUGAGCAUUGUUGAUGAGAUGAAGGUGAGCAUGAGUAUUGUUGAUGAGAUAAAGAUAGACAUUGUUGAUGAGAUGAAGGUGAGAAUAAACAUUGUUGAUAAAAUGAAGGUGAGCAUGAAUAUUGUCAAUAAGAUAAAG
Cetraspora pellucida is the source of this 249-nucleotide messenger RNA. NCBI's taxonomy places the organism in Eukaryota, Fungi, Glomeromycota, Glomeromycetes, Diversisporales, Gigasporaceae. The record is from the annotation of a GenBank genome assembly.